Exophiala bonariae is the source of this 450-nucleotide messenger RNA. RefSeq lists its product as uncharacterized. Bases 1 to 450 code for a protein of 149 amino acids. The transcript has 2 exons. Lineage: Eukaryota; Fungi; Ascomycota; Eurotiomycetes; Chaetothyriales; Herpotrichiellaceae. The record is from RefSeq and is a predicted model, not a curated record.
AUGAAGGCAUCGCUCUUCUUCCCCAUCGCCUUCUUCGCUGUGCGAGUUCUGGCCGACGUACCUCCAGCUUGUCUACUGAGUGCAGUUAAUACACAAGACGAACCCAGUGAUCUAUCUGCAAUAUGUGGCAGUGAUGCACAAGAUGUACAACAGGCCAUCGCCAGUCUGUGCUCUGACAACGCCUCAGUAGCACAAUCUGCCUUCAUUUCUACAUGCUCUGCUGCUGGCUCGACAGUUGCCCCCUACACAGCUACUGGAACCUCGACUGCUACAGGCUCUGCUCGAACAACUGGUGCGACUCAAACCUCGAACUCCGGUGGAUCUGGUGCAUCAGCAUCAAACACUGCUGGUGGAGCAUCUGCAACUGGCAAUGCAGCUGCCGACGUUAAGCAAGUUGGUAGCUUCGCUGCAGCAGCAAUCGCCAUUGCAGGUGUGGUUGCCGUCUUGUAA